Molecule: messenger RNA, 1698 nt
Organism: Cydia strobilella
Lineage: Eukaryota; Metazoa; Arthropoda; Insecta; Lepidoptera; Tortricidae
Product: homocysteine S-methyltransferase-like
Exons: 7
Coding region: 136-1164 (342 amino acids)
Biological process (GO): S-methylmethionine cycle
Molecular function (GO): S-adenosylmethionine-homocysteine S-methyltransferase activity; zinc ion binding
Source: RefSeq, a predicted model, not a curated record
GUGUUUGCGAUAGUGUUUGUCUGCGCCUCGUGUCGCCUUGUUGGCUCUCUAGUAAACAUAGACUCAUCUAAAUAUUCUAUUCGAAUAUUCGCUUAGAAUAAAGGUCCAGAUUUAUACUUCUAUCUCACACAAGUGAUGACUCCAAUGAACGGUGAGCUGGUGGAGCCGCCGAAGGUGGUGGUGCUGGACGGGGGCUUCUCGUCGCAGCUGUCGUGCCACGUGGGCCACGUCAUCGACGGGGACCCGCUCUGGAGCGCCCGUUUCCUUCACACCAACCCCGAAGAAGUCGUCAACGCGCAUUUGGACUUUUUGAGAGCUGGAGCGGAUCUGAUCAUCACAAACACGUACCAGGCAUCAGUAGGCGGUUUCGUAGAGCAUUUGGGCGUUAACGAGGAACAGGCGUACGCGCUGAUAGAGCGCGCCGUUGAGCUCGCUAAACGCGCCCGCAAACUCUAUCUCGAGGAAUUCCAAAACUUCUUGCAAAAUGAUCACGUACCGCUGGUAGUGGGGUCCGUCGGUCCUUACGGGGCCCAUUUACACGAUGGCUCCGAGUACGACGGCAGCUACGCGGAUACAACAGAAGUGGAGACGAUGCGCGAAUGGCACCGACCACGCAUUCAGGCGCUCGUAGACGCAGGAGUCGAUCUGCUUGCGCUUGAGACUAUCCCGUGCCAAGAGGAGGCUGAAAUGCUUUGCGAGCUGCUCCGCGAAUACCCCCAUAUGAAAGCUUGGCUGGCCUUCAGUUGCAAGGACAACCAAAGCAUAGCUCACGGCGAAAGUUUCCAAAAAGUGGCAAAGAAGUGUUGGGAAACGAACCCUGACCAGCUGGUGGCCGUGGGAGUGAACUGCUGCGCACCGUCCUACGUGAAAAAUCUCAUGAAAGGUUUCAACGACGAUCGACCACACGCGCCGAUUCCACUUAUCGUUUACCCCAAUUCAGGCGAAAAAUACAACCCCGAGAUCGGCUGGAUCGACCGCGACAAAUGCGAAGCCGUGGAAGUGUUCAUCCAAGAGUGGCUGGACCUCGGCGCGCGGUACGUCGGCGGCUGCUGCCGCACAUACGCUGCCGACGUCAGCCGCAUCCGCAACCAGGUCGGCAAGUGGCGCGAGCGAUACCGCUUCCAGAACUUUCAACCGGAAACCGCCAGCAAACACGUCUCCUAAAUACCGACAUUACGCUUCUUUAUGACCCUAGUCGAACAAGACAAAUAACCGAAUUUAUUAAUGUUCCGAGCCUUUGAGUUACCUAAUUAGCUUCCUGGCCUAUUUAAAUGGUCGUGAAGUUUGGUAAGUGUGUAAAUGUUAAGAUGUUUAGAAAUAUUGAUCGAUAUUCAUUGUUGUACUCGUACGUUAAAUACCGUAGAUAGGAGAUAAAUACUUUGAUUCGUGGAGUAAAAUUGAUCAACGAUUUUGAAGCUUUAAGAUGUCGACUCUUGAACGUGACCUUAAAAAUCUAUUGAUUUAGUUAUAUUAAGAACGGUCAUAAACAAUUUCCAUAGUUUUAAUGUUAAUCCAUGAAUGAAAGUAAUAUAUACGGUAAAGAUAAAGAUUCUUUAUUUGCAAGAAUACUUAAUACUAAAAUACAGGUGUUUUGUUAAAAUAUGGUGUACAGUAUUCAGUCGCAUGACAUGCAAAUUUUCUAUAAAAAAAAUGUUAUCUAAGUUAGUUAUUAUAUACUUUCAGCCAAAAAUGAGCAGC